Messenger RNA from Mercenaria mercenaria, 2464 nucleotides. Its product is annotated as cytoplasmic FMR1-interacting protein-like. The record is from RefSeq and is a predicted model, not a curated record. Lineage: Eukaryota; Metazoa; Mollusca; Bivalvia; Venerida; Veneridae. The transcript is spliced from 6 exons. Gene Ontology annotation, molecular function: RNA 7-methylguanosine cap binding; small GTPase binding. Bases 1 to 777 code for a protein of 258 amino acids. Gene Ontology annotation, biological process: cell projection assembly; regulation of translation; regulation of actin filament polymerization. Gene Ontology annotation, cellular component: neuron projection; SCAR complex; synapse.
AUGGAGAACCAGGAAGAAUCUUGCGAUAUCCAGCAUGCUGCUCCAUUCCAGAAUAUCAUACCUAAACCAUACAUACAUAUCAAAGAGACUGAUAGCCGUGAAGAUGCAGAAGAAAAGUUGAUGUCCACCAUGAAGGCCUUGGAACAAAAAUACCAGUCAUUACAUGUACUUGAUGUGAUAGACAAACUUGGAAACACAACGCAAAGUAAAAAUGUUCAUAUGGGUGACAUUUUGACUCGGGAACGUUUAUGUGUCGGCUUGUCUAUGUUUGAUGUAAUUCUGAAACGAGUUCAGACGUUCUUUGACGACCCUGUGUGGCAUGGCCCUACUCCGGCAAAUGGUGCAAUAAGUGUAGAAGAUAGCAUAGAGUUUCACAGACUAUGGAGUGCUGUACAAUAUGUGUUCUGUGUACCUGUCAGGGAAACAGAACAUACUGUAGAGGCAAUGUUUGGAGACAGUUUGAACUGGGCUGGAUGUGCAAUUAUUGUGUUGUUAGGGCAACAGAAAAGAUUUCAGGCUCUGGACUUCUGUUACCACAUCCUGGAACUUAAUAGACUGGACAAACAGGAAGAAACUGUAGAGGGAAUUCAUCUGAAGAAAAUGAUUGACCGGAUAUGGAAAUUUAAGCUGUUGAAUAGUCAGAUAUUUGAUGUUUUGAACAAAUAUUUGAAAUCCUGGACCAUUAGUGGAAAACAACGCAUACACUGCUUCGAGCCGCCGAAAUUUGAAUCUCAGCCAAACCAGGACGAAUCUCACAAACUGCAGAACUCAAUGUAACAUCGAAGCUAACUGAAAACAAGACAAAAUUGUCGGUAUAGUGUUUGCCGACAAAACAGUACACUAACUGUCCAUAACUUUUACUCAACGUUAUGUAUUAUCACUAAUUAGGGGUCUAAAAGUGUCUAUUUUUGUCUUUUCUAGGAAAUAUUUGUUUUUAAUUUGGUGAAGUUUAUCAUAAAUUGGAGCUGUGCAGAUGACAAACUGAAAACUGCACAAAUGGAAAAUGGUCACAGAUAUUGUCAAGAUCUUAUUACUAGUUCAAACAUGUCAUAUUACUAUUAUCAUUAUACCAGAUUUAUAUGGCACCCUUUUCAUGAUAAACAUGUUCAAAGGUGCUUUAAAUAUAACAAACGCACACAUGGCGCUAAAUUUAUCCUCUACUAGUACAGACACAGAGCGCUCUGACCAGAGGGACAGAGUGAGAUAAAGCACCCAGAACAGAGGAGAGAAAUCCUUUUUAGAUACAGGCCUAUCCGGCUAACUUAGUCUAGCUCUUUGCAAAUAGAGUCUGGUUAUUUAACGUGCCCAGUGUAUAGCACCGAUACACGCGAAGCCGUCUUUGCUGGGGAGAACCAGUACAGGCCUGUUAGUUAGGUUGGAGACACUCAAGAGCAUCUUGGAAAUUUCCAGUGUCCUUGAUAUUGACAGUAUCAUAUUGUAUUACGAGUGAACCAACAUUUGAUUUUCAUUACUCUUUUUUUUCUCUUUCUUUUUGUGUCAUUUGAGGCAGGUCAUCUGGGACAGUUAAAACGGUUUGUGAUUUGCAACAUACAAUAUCUAGUAUCGUAUAUGAUAUGAAAAGAACAUUAAUAUUGUAACAGAAUCCCAUAAAUUCAGUUGUCUGCGCUGAUAGCAGAUAUUAAACGUAUACUAGACCCAAAUUCCAUAUUUGAAAAUAUGAACAUGUAUUACAUACAGUUUAUGUAAACAAACAAUUAAUAAGUUUAUAUGUAUUUAAAGUAAUAUGCAUUAGAUUAAAAAAUUCAAGCUUCAUGUAUAGCUGAACACAGUAUUGAUAUGUACUACCAUACCUCUAAAAAGCUGGUGGUUUUUAAACAGUCGACUGUUACUGCAUGCUAUUUAAUUAUGACUGUAGAUCUACAUACACAAUUGAUUUACAGAUUUAGUAAAUUUGAAUACAGUUGUUGGGGAUUUUCUUUUCUACAUGAAGUAAAUAUCUUAAUCUCAAGUCUCUUGUCAUUAGCGAAAUGGUCAGAGCGAGGGGCCAUGUGGCAACUAUGUCUGGAAAAUAAAAAAAAUGUAUCCGCCAAUAACAAGACAGUUUAUGAUUUAGUUAUCAUUGCCGGCAGCUUUAUUUUGAAAAAUGUGCAUAUCAAAAGAAACCAUACAUGUUUUCAGUUGCCGUAAUUUAUUUUACUCCCUGGAUGCUUUGGAUUGGCCGUGUUUAAAUAUAUAAUUAGACACGCCCUCUAUAAUAAAUUCUGGUUCAUGUAAAACCAUUUCUUUCGAACAGAUAUUUACACUUGUUUUGUUUGUAUACAUUCACAUGACACACUUUUGUUUGUAUAUAUUAAUAUUAUAUGACAGAAAUGUGUAUAGAUUGCACUAAUAAAAUAUUCUGUCUGUCUUACCUGACAGUGAAGAAGUUGUUAAAUACAUGUAUAUUUCAUGACAUCAGAAAGUGUUUUACUGUCUAAUAAAAUAAAUUAUAUUCACUUCUUAA